AUGACAAUAAUAUUUUUCAGUUUAGAAUCAGAGAAUAUGCGGGAUCUCUGUAUUAUUGCAGUGUUACUUUUCUGUUUUGUUUCGUCUCAAGCUAAGUCACCAGAGGUAUAUUUUCUUCAUGUGUCGUCUGAAAUAGACUACCGCUUUGCUAAGACGGUUGUUACCAGUAAGGUAGUUAAUAAAGAGCCAACUGCAAGCGAAGCCCUGUUUGACUUAACCCUUCCCAAUGAGGCCUUUAUAACCGCUUUUAAAUUAACUAUAAAUGGGAAGGAAAUUGAGGGAAAAGUUAAAGAAAAAGAACAGGCCAAACAGGAAUUUGAAGCUGCAAAAUCCAAAGGUCAAAGUGCAGGACAUAUUGUUGCCAAACCAAGAGAAACCAACAAAUUUCAAAUACAAGUCAACGUUGCUGCCACAGAAAAAGUGACGUUCGAACUGACAUACCGGGAACUUCUGAAGAGAACCAACGGACUGUACGACCAUGUCAUAUACAUCAACCCUGGGCAGGUAGUGGACGACCUGAAAAUCAACGUCCUAAUCAAGGAGACCACUAACAUUACGACAAUCAAGACUCCACCAAUAAGGAACGAUCUACUGACUGAUGGAUCAGAGGGAACCAAUGAGCUAGCAGUUGUUGAUCGCCUUUCUCCAACAAAAGCCUUCGUAUCGUAUGAGCCGUCAAGAGCCGAGCAGGAGUCGGGCAUUUCCGGCCAGUUCAUUGUCCAAUAUGAUGUGGACAGAAGCGACGACGCAGGAGAUUUGAUCUUUAUGGACGGUUACUUUGUUCAUUUCCUAGCACCAGAAGGGGUCAAACCAAUGCCGAUGGACAUUGUGUUUGUUUUGGACAAAAGUGGAUCAAUGGGAGGGACAAAAAUGACCCAACUCCAAGACUCAAUGAAAAAAAUUCUAGAUGAUGUGAAGGCAGAUGACAAGAUAAUGAUCAUAGCCUUUGAUUCUUAUUUGAGUUAUUGGAAAACAGACUUUGUUCAGGUUACACCUGAAAAUAUCAACAAUGCUAAAAAUUACAUAAGGAAUACACACGCCGGUGGAGGAACAAAUAUUGAUCUGGGAUUAAGAGAUGGAAUUCAGAAACUUACUCAGAUAAGUGGAAACAACGGACGUGCCCCGGUCUUAGUUUUUCUUACAGACGGAGAGGCCACUGUAGGUGAAACAAACACUGAACGCAUCCUGAACAAUUUGAAAAAGGAGAAUGAAGCAGAUAUUCCAAUCUUUAGCCUCGCGUUUGGAAGAGGGGCUGAUUUUGACAUUGUAAAAAGAGUUGCAGCGCAAAACAAUGGUUUUGCCAGAAAAAUAUACGAAGACUCGGACGCUGCUCUUCAAAUAGCGGGAUUUUACAAAGAGAUUUCCACCGUUCUUCUCAAGGAUGUAAAAUUUAACUACGUUGAUGGCACCUUGUACGACACAGAAGUUACCAACACAGAAUUUAAAACUUAUUUCAGGGGUUCAGAAAUGGUUGUUUCUGGAAAAGUCAAAGAUCUCAAAAAAUUACAGUCAGGACUAAUGGUAAAUGGGACGGGAAUUGGCAAUCAAGAAGUAGAGUUUCAGGUGCCUCCAAUGAGAUGUAUAAUUCUUCCAUGGCCCCCAAUACGACCGUUCCCAGUUCCAACCACUGCACCUGUUGUAACUACCAGAAACCCAAGCAUCAUGGAGAAGCUUUGGGCCUAUAUGACUAUUAAGCAGUUGUUGAAGCAGAAAGAUGCCCUGGAUUCACAGACAGAAAUAGCGAAAUUAGACGAAAAGAUUCUUCGGCUUUCACUUAAGUAUCAGUUUGUGACUCCUUUGACAUCCAUGGUGGUUACGCUGCCAGACAAGACCAAAGCAAAUCCUAGCGAGGUUCAAAGCUCGGAUAUGAAUAUGGACAUGGGCUCAUUUAAUGGUGGUAUGUCAUUGCCACAAGCACGUGGAGGCAUAUCACUUAGUUCAAGUGCCUUUGGAGUGCCAAACAUGGCGGCGCCAAAUGUAUUUGCAAAAAGAGGUCCAUCCCGAAACAGAUUUCGAAAUUUUCGAAGACAACGUAAACCCUCCUUUUUGGCGGCUUCAAUGCAGGCUUUCCCAGCUGCUCCUCCAAUGUCGAAUGCUAGAGUGAAGUCUGCACAAUCAAAUAAUUUUCAAAGCUUGAAUGUGAACAACUUCUUACCGACGAAUCCACCCUUUACGACAAUAACCCAGCCUCGCUUUGGAACCACAACAACAACUCCUAUAUAUACUACUACAACUCAAAGACCCACUUCACCUACAUCACCGCCCCCUUCUCCAAGAAAAUUAGAAAAAUCGCAGGUGCCAUCCUUUGGAGUUACCCUGCCGGGGCUGACAAAACCAUUAUGUUUCGAUCUGCCCAUGGUGUCCGGCAAAAUGUACAACCUAAUCGACAUGUCAGUGCCUACAACAGGUUAUUCCCUGCAUGGCCGAUUUGGAACAAACAUGAUUGAGAGAGUCACUGUUUUUGAUGAACAGAGUACGUCAAUUGAUGCCGACCCUACUGAUGUUACUAAAGCACCUGUUUACCAGAAACGCCUUGGCACAACUUCAGUGGCUGUUAAAAACACCCCUCUUGGCUUACAGUUCUUAGCAACUUUUUCAAAAACACGAACCAACUUGAACGGAGUUUUAGCUAUUUGGAAAGAGUACGGCGGCAAGUUUGUUGACAUUAUAAUGGAGUCUGGUGGUUUUGUUACCUACAUAGAGAUAACAUCAACGAGUGGGUCUCAAACGGUUCUCAAGGCAACUACAAAAGAGUUUGGUGACGGAAUAUGUUGGUAUUUGGACAAUGAAUCUGUAAAACGAUUUUAUACAAAUAUGUCUCAAUUUGAACUGAGUGCGCCAUAAUAUAAUGUAUGGUGUGAUUUAUUAUUAAGAUGCUAUCAAUUCAAGUUGAAUAAAAUUAAAA
This is a messenger RNA of Magallana angulata, 2905 nucleotides long. RefSeq names its product inter-alpha-trypsin inhibitor heavy chain H3-like. The record is from RefSeq and is a predicted model, not a curated record. Lineage: Eukaryota; Metazoa; Mollusca; Bivalvia; Ostreida; Ostreidae. The transcript is spliced from 21 exons. The coding region runs from base 1 to 2844 and encodes 947 amino acids.